Molecule: messenger RNA, 1608 nt
Organism: Chelonoidis abingdonii (Abingdon island giant tortoise)
Lineage: Eukaryota; Metazoa; Chordata; Testudines; Testudinidae
Gene: MKRN2
Product: makorin ring finger protein 2
Biological process (GO): protein polyubiquitination
Molecular function (GO): ubiquitin protein ligase activity; metal ion binding
Source: RefSeq, a predicted model, not a curated record
CCGCUGCUUCUCGGCGCGAGCUGGCCGGGUUGGCGCCGGCGCGGCGUGGAGCGGGGCUCGCUUCAGCGCCCCAGCCCAGAGCGGCCGAAGGACGGGACUGGGGCCCAGGGGGCGGGUUGUUCGCAGUCCCGAUCCUACGCUUGUAGUCGGGUUCUGUCAGGUUGCUGGGCUCUCUAAGCGCAGGUAUUAUAUGCAAGGGGUGUGUCGUGAAGGAAGCAGGUGUUUGUUUUCACAUGACUUAACUACAAGCAAACCCUCUACUGUCUGCAGAUACUACCAGAAAGGACAGUGUGCCUAUGGAGCUCGCUGCAGAUAUGAUCACACCAGACCAUCUGGGUCUGGUGGUGCAGUGGGUACUGUGCCACCUAGCCAUUCUUCACCAUCGUUCAACAGCCCUAACCCUCUGCCAGAGCAUAACAUGCCUGUAAUCAAGAGCAAAACACAUGAGCCCGGAAAACGCAAAAAGAGAACAUUAGUGCUUAGGGAUAGAGAUUUAUGUGGUUUGAGUGAAGAACAGGUGAGACACAGUGCCGUGAGUGACCCAGUGUGUUGUAGUGACAAAAAUGAUAAUCUGGAAGUGAAGCCCCAUUCAUAUUUAGAAGCUAUUUGCAGUGGGCUCAAAGAAGAUUCAGUGGCUGGAAGUUCCUAUGCUGAUGGACAGCAGCUAUGUCCCUAUGCAGCAGCUGGGGAAUGCCAGUUCGGUGACCGGUGUCUUUACCUCCAUGGAGAUGUGUGUGAAAUCUGUGAAUUGCAAGUACUUCAUCCCUUUGACCCAGAGCAGAGGAAGGCUCAUGAGAAGAUGUGCAUGGCAGCAUUUGAACAUGAGAUGGAGAAGGCCUUUGCCUUUCAGGCAAGUCAGGACAAAGUAUGCAGUAUCUGCAUGGAAGUGGUGUAUGAGAAACCAUCGGCCUCGGAGAGAAGGUUCGGAAUCCUUUCCAACUGCAAUCACACCUACUGUUUGUCCUGCAUCCGGCAGUGGAGAUGUGCCAAACAGUUUGAGAAUAUAAUCAUAAAAUCCUGCCCGCAGUGCCGAGUGACAUCAGAGUUUGUAAUUCCUAGUGUAUACUGGGUAGAAGACCAGAAUAAGAAAAAUAAGCUGAUUGAGGCAUUUAAGCAGGGAAUGGGGAAAAAGGCCUGCAAAUACUUUGAACAAGGAAAGGGAACCUGCCCAUUUGGAGGAAAAUGCCUUUACCUUCAUGCUUACCCUGAUGGGACACGAGCUGAACCUGAGAAACCACGAAAACAGCUCAGUUCAGAGGGGACUGUGCGGUUCUUCAAUUCUGUUCGGCUCUGGGAUUUUAUUGAAGACAGAGAAAGUAGGACUAUACCCAAUGCUGAAGAUGAAGUGACUGAGCUUGGAGAACUUUUCAUGCACCUCUCAGGGGCAGAUCAAGAGUCUGCCCCUCCUCAAUAAAGGGAACAAAGGAACAACAGUUCUGUUUUCUUCUGUACCAGUCCAGCUGUUUACUUUACUUAAAGGUGAUUUUAGUUUUUACAGCAAGCAGUAUGAAGUAAUAUGGCCUACUGGUCAAGUCCUUGUAGAACUUUUAUAUAAUCUGUAUACAAACAAUACUAAAUAAAAAAUUAACAAGUGUAGGGAGAAAGGGA